Molecule: messenger RNA, 1188 nt
Organism: Serendipita indica DSM 11827
Lineage: Eukaryota; Fungi; Basidiomycota; Agaricomycetes; Sebacinales; Serendipitaceae
Source: the annotation of a GenBank genome assembly
AUGCAGCUCCUCAGUUUGAUCCCACUCGCCGCCACUCUUUUCAGCGUUACCCUCGCGUAUCCAGCUCCGGUUUCAAACAUAACCGCGCGUGCCCCUUCAUCUUUCACUCAUCCUGGUGUCCUGCUCAGCUCCUCCCAGCUCGACUUUAUCCGUACCAAAGUCAACUCUGGUGCACAACCAUGGUCGAAUGCGUACAGCUCUAUGCUCGGACACGCUCUUCUCUCGCAAUCCCGCACCCCUUCGCCUCGCUCUGUCGUCGAGUGUGGUUCUUACUCCAACCCCAAUAACGGGUGCACGGAGGAAAGACAGGACGCUCUCGCGGCGUACGGAAAUGCACUGGCAUGGUAUAUAAGCCAGGAUAGCAAGUAUGCGAAAAAGGCCAUUUCGUACUUUAACGCUUGGGCGGGUACGAUUACGGACCACACCAACUCCAACGCCAAGCUCCAGACGGGCUGGGCUGGUACGUCGUGGGCAAGGGCCGCAGAGAUCAUUCGAUAUACAUACACUGGAUGGUCUUCGAGCGAUAUCACCACGUUUUCGAACAUGUUGCGCAAUGUGUACCUCCCAGAGAUUAUUGGAGGCUCGAAUAGUAACGGCAACUGGGAACUCGUCAUGAUGGAGGCAGCACAGGCCAUUUCAGUCUUCCUCGAGGACAAGACUAGCUACGACAAAGCGAUGACAAAGUACCUCGGCCGUGUUCCCGCCUAUGUCUAUCUCACAACCGAUGGUGACUAUCCAAAGGGCGCACCCGGGAGCCCCCAGACUACGAAAGCGGCAAUUAUCGACUACUGGCAAGGUCAAACUACAUUCGUUAACGGUAUUGCUCAAGAGACGUGCCGCGACUUUGUUCACACUGGAUACGGCAUUGCAUCCAUCGGCCACGUCGCGGAGACGUCUCGUAUCCAAGGUACGGAUCUCUACACUGGAGAUAUCGGCACACGCCUCCGCUAUGCUCUCGGUUUUCACUCGCAGUAUGAGUUGGGAGCCUCAGUUCCUACUUGGCUCUGCAAUGGCGAUCUGAACCUAGGCUUGGGACCGAUCACCGAGAUUGGGUUCAACGCUAUGAACACUAGGCUUGGAUAUGCGAUGACGAAUACCCAAACGCUAACGCAGAAUCAGCGUCCUGCCGGGACGAAUUUGCUGUUCGUUGGGUGGGAGACACUGACGCAUGCGGGGAACACGGCAUAA